This is a messenger RNA of Wyeomyia smithii (pitcher-plant mosquito), 2187 nucleotides long. RefSeq lists its product as uncharacterized. The transcript has a single exon. The coding region runs from base 1 to 2187 and encodes 728 amino acids. The record is from RefSeq and is a predicted model, not a curated record. Lineage: Eukaryota; Metazoa; Arthropoda; Insecta; Diptera; Culicidae.
AUGGAAAACGACCAAACUCAUGAUGUCGACCCAUCCCGGUUCCCACCUCAGCAGCAGCAGAUGGAUACUUCCCAGGGAACUCUAGGCCAGCCGGUCCGUCAACAGCAGUUCAUUCCGACAUCUUCCGAACAGCAACGGUUUUCUCAUCCAGUUCAACAGCAUGCAGCGCCAGUAUCAGUGAACUCCGUCGAAGGUUUGCUAGCAGCUGUGGUGCAAAUGCUGCAAAAUCACGAUGUGCAGCAGCCACAACAUCAAAUGCAACAGCAGCAGUUGCAAGUACAACAACAGCAGUGGCAGCAGCAAAACGAAAAGCGGCAGCAGGAUUUCUUCCAGAGUAUUGCUUCGUCGAUAAGGGUGAACGUCCCACCGAAUCCGGAGCAAAUUUUAGACUCUUUAGCGAGUAAUAUAAAGGAAUUUCGGUAUGAUGCAGACAACAUUGUCACAUUUGGUGCAUGGUAUUCUCGUUAUGACGAUCUGUUUGCAAAAGAUGCCGCCCGCUUGGAAGACGAAGCGAAGGUACGGUUACUUCUGCGAAAACUCGGUUUGGCGGAACAUGAAAGAUACGUUAGUUUUAUCCUUCCAAAACUUCCUAAAGAUUAUUCAUUCGACGAAACAGUGGAAAAGCUUAAAAAUCUUUUUGGUGCGAAAGAGUCGGUUAUAAGUCGUCGAUACCGUUACCUACAGAUCGCUAGAAAUCAGUCUGAAGACCACAUAGCUUAUGCCUGUAGAGUCAAUAAAUCGUGUGUAGAAUUUGAGUUAGGCAAGCUUUCCGAAGAACAGUUUAAAUGUCUGGUGUACGUUUGCGGCUUAAAAGCGAAAAGUGAUGCUGAAAUCAGAGCCCGAUUGCUAUCGAAAAUCGAAGAGCGAACUGAUGUCACACUUGAACAGCUUUCCGAGGAGUGCCAGCGUCUGCACAAUUUAAAGCAUGAUAAUGCGAUGAUUGAGCGGGCAACGUCCUUCGACCAGAUUCAUACCGUAAAACAAAAUUUCGAGCGUCAUCGAUUCAGGAAGCGGAAUGCUGAUUUCUCGAAGGCAUCAACGAGUGGAAUAAAACGUUUGCCACAAACACCUUGUUGGUUGUGCGGAUCGAUGCAUUACAUUCGGGACUGCACAUUUAAGAAACACAAAUGCAAUGAAUGCGGUCAGUUUGGACACCGUGAAGGCUACUGUGGCAGCGCAAUUAAAUCUCGUAAAUCUACGCGACAAAGGGGGAAGGCAUCCGUACACAGUAAGUUGGUUGUUGUUAACGUGUGCAGCGUUCACAAGCGACGCAGAUUCGUAUCUGUCGGUCUAGGUGGAACCAAUGUACGCUUACAGCUUGAUACUGCAUCCGACAUCACCGUUAUUAGCAGAAACACCUGGCGGAAGGUGGGAAGCCCAGCGCUUGUCCCAGCAACUGUUAAUGCAAAAGCAGCAUCCGGAGACGUUAUUCCCAUGGACGGUGAGUUUUGCGCCAGCAUGACCGUUGCCGGAUCUACCAGAAAAGCGGUUAUUCGUGUUUCACAACUGCAACUGAACCUUCUAGGAUCCGACAUGUUUGACAGUUUCCAACUUGGGUCUGUUCCAAUUGACAGUAUUUGUAACCAGAUUUCCGCUGCUCUUCCUUCCGUUUCAAUCCUGAAGUCCAAAUUCCCAGCUGUUUUUAGUGACACACCAGGUUUGUGUACAAAGGUGAAGGUUAAGUUUACACUAAAAGCGGAUUAUACACCGGUUUUUCGUCUAAAAAGACCGGUAGCAUACGCGAUGUGCGCCAUCGUCGAUGAAGAACUUGAUCGGUUACAACGCGCGGGCAUUAUCACGCCGAUUGAGUACUCCGAAUGGGCAGCACCGAUCGUCGUCGUGCGUAAGGCAAGCGGUGCCAUUCGAAUUUGUGGUGAUUAUUCGACUGGGCUUAAUGACGCUUUGGAGCCACACCAGUACCCGUUGCCCCUCCCUCAGGACAUUUUUGCCAAACUGGCAAAAUGUAAAGUGUUUAGCCAAAUCGAUCUCUCAGAUGCAUUCCUGCAGGUUGAGGUCGAUGAGCGUUCCCGUGAGCUUCUGACCAUCAACACACAUCGUGGUCUGUACCGCUACAAUCGAUUAACACCCGGCGUCAAGGCUGCGCCGGGUGCUUUUCAACAGCUAAUCGAUACAAUGCUGGCAGGGUUGAGUUGUACCAGUGGCUACCUUGACGACAUUUCACAAUAA